AUCUUGUCACGUGACCCAACUUUCACCCAGGAUGUCUACCGUCUGACUUCCUCUUAGCAACGGAGCGGCGGCUCUUGGUUCCCCUAGCAACCAGGGGAAGCGUCUGCUGCGCAAAAGCAGCAGGUAGCCUGCGGUUGAAAAGGGGCUAUAUUUUUCAGAUCCAGUUGAUCCCAAUUGUUGUUUCCCAGGACAAUUCUUGAUCUGUUUCUCUGUGAGAAGGCUAUUCUGUGGACAGUGGUGUAUUCUCCAACUCCUGCCAGUGGUCUUCGCCAACAAAACUAUCAUCAGAGAUGAUGAACCGGCUGUACAACUCAUUAGAACCAAGAGUGAUGGAUGACGACAUGCUCAAGCUGGCUGUUGGGGAGCAGGGCCCACAGGAGGAGGCUGGGCAGCUAGCCAAGCAGGAGGGCAUCCUUUUCAAGGAUGUCCUCUCCCUGCAGCUGGACUUUCAGAACAUCCUCCGCAUUGACAACCUUUGGCAGUUUGAGAACUUGAGGAAGCUGCAGCUCGACAACAACAUCAUUGAGAGGAUCGAGGGCCUGGAGAACCUCACACACCUGGUCUGGCUAGACCUAUCCUUCAACAACAUCGAGGCCAUUGAGGGGCUGGACACAUUGGUAAACCUGGAGGACUUGAGCUUAUUCAACAACCGGAUCUCCAAGAUCGACUCUCUGGAUGCCCUGGUCAAGCUGCAGGUGCUGUCACUGGGCAACAACCAGAUCAGCAACAUGAUGAAUAUCAUCUACCUGCGGCGGUUCAAGGACUUGCGGUCACUCGGCCUCUCUGGGAACCCCAUGGCUGAGACAGAGGAUUACAGGAUGUUCAUCUGGGCCUACCUUCCUGACCUCGUGUACCUGGACUCCCGGCGCAUUGACGAGCACAUGAAAGAGCAAGCGGAGAUUAAGCACCAGUACAGUAUUGAUGAGCUGAAGCACCGGGAGAACUUGAUUCGGACCCGGCUGGAGGAUGAGCAGUCCUGGCAGAAGAAGCUGGAGGACCACAAGGCUGCAUUUGUUGAGCAUCUGAAUGGCUCCUUCCUGUUUGACAGCAUGUACACCGAGGAUGUGGAGGGCAACAAGCUGGCCUGCCUGCCCAGCGUUGGUGAGCUUCUUGAGGCCUACAAGGACAAAUUUGUCAUCAUUUGCCUGAACAUUUUUGAGUAUGGACUGAAACAGCAUGAAAAGCGGAAAGCAGAGCUUGAAACCUUCAAUGAAUGUGUCCACGAGGCCAUCCAGGAAAACCAGGAGCAGGGAAAACAGAGGAUUGCCAAGUUUGAGGAGAAGCACUUGCUGAGUUUAAGUGCUAUACGUGAUGAGUCUGAACUGACCAACGUUGAGAUGAAGAUAGUGGAAUACAGUGAGGACAUCACUGAGCUGUACAACGGGCUCAUGACGCUGGAGAUGCAGUUGGUAGAGCAGCUCGAGGAGACUAUAAACUUGUUUGAAAGGAACAUCAUUGAUUUGGUGGGAUUCUUUAUUGAAAAUGUGCAAAGCCUAAUGGCUCAGUGUCGGGACCUGGAGACCCACCACCACGAGAAGCUCCUGGAGAUCUCCAUCAAUACCCUUGAAAAGAUAGUCAAGGGUGAGCUGGAUGAGGACCUGCCUGAGGACGUACGGGCGCUUUUUGUGGACAAAGACACAAUUGUUAACGCUGUUGGGGCAUCGCAUGACAUCCACCUCCUGAAGAUUGACAAUCGAGAAGAUGAGCUGGUGACCAGGAUCAACUCUUGGUGUACACAUUUAGUGGACAAGAUUCACAAGGAUGAGAUCAUAAGGAACCGCAAGCGAGUGAAGGAGAUCAAUCAAUAUAUCGACCACAUGCAGAAUGAACUGGACAACCUGGAUAGCAGCGACAUUAUAGAUUAGGGGUGUGUCAGCACAGAGGGUUCUUUUUGAAAGUACAGCACUCAGCCCUGACCAGGAUAGUGCCUGUUUCACUGACUGCCUCGGAAGUUACUGGAGACUUCUCAACCUAUAACCCUCAUAAUGCCAUUCUUCCCCCAUCCCUGGAAAAACUUCCAAAUGUAGAGAAAAAUAAAGGACUUACGUCA
This is a messenger RNA of Pteropus alecto (black flying fox), 2050 nucleotides long. RefSeq names its product dynein regulatory complex subunit 3 (gene DRC3). The coding region runs from base 291 to 1865 and encodes 524 amino acids. The transcript has 14 exons. The record is from RefSeq and is a predicted model, not a curated record. NCBI's taxonomy places the organism in Eukaryota, Metazoa, Chordata, Mammalia, Chiroptera, Pteropodidae. Gene Ontology annotation, molecular function: protein binding.